Zootoca vivipara (common lizard) is the source of this 2949-nucleotide messenger RNA. RefSeq names its product sodium-coupled monocarboxylate transporter 1. Lineage: Eukaryota; Metazoa; Chordata; Lepidosauria; Squamata; Lacertidae. The record is from RefSeq and is a predicted model, not a curated record. Gene Ontology annotation, biological process: propanoate transmembrane transport; sodium ion transport. Gene Ontology annotation, molecular function: organic acid:sodium symporter activity. Gene Ontology annotation, cellular component: extracellular exosome; membrane.
AGUUGCGCCGAAGAGUUGCACCAGGCAGCAGGCGGCCGUCUCCCUCCCGGUGAGCUUCGCCGAAGAGAAGCGCCAUCCUUCCUAAAGGCACCAGCCCUUCUUCUUCGUGGGCGCUUUCGGAAUCCCCGCCUGUUUGUCAGCGCCGGCAUCCCGGGCGCCAUGAGCGGCUGCCAAGCCGUCGGGGGCUUCGGCACGUGGGACUACGUGGUCUUCGGGGCCAUGCUGCUCAUCUCGGCGGCCAUCGGCGUGUACUACGCCUUCGCGGGCGGCGGGCAGAAGAGUUCGCAAGAGUUCCUGAUGGGGGGCCGCAGCAUGUCGGCCUUGCCGGUUGCGCUGUCGCUGACGGCCAGCUUCAUGUCGGCCGUGACGGUGCUGGGAACCCCGUCGGAGGUGUACCGCUUCGGGGCCAGGUUCAGCGUCUUCGCCAUCACCUACGCGCUGGUGGUCAUCCUGAGCGCCGAGGUUUUCGUGCCCGUCUUCUACCGCCUGGGCAUCACCAGCACCUACGAGUAUUUAGAACUUCGAUUUAAUAAAUACCUCCGCCUGUGUGGGACAGUUCUCUUCAUUAUACUUACGAUAUUAUACACUGGAAUUGUCAUUUAUGCCCCAGCCUUGGCUUUAAAUCAAGUUACAGGAUUUGACCUGUGGGGUGCAGUGGUUGCAACAGGAGUAGUCUGUACCUUCUAUUGCACACUGGGUGGUCUAAAAGCAGUAGUUUGGACGGACGUUUUUCAAGUUGGAAUCAUGGUAGCAGGUUUUACAUCGGUGAUUAUACGUGCUGUGGUUGUUCAAGGUGGCAUUGAACCAAUUCUAAAUGAUUCCUACCAUGGAGGAAGAUUAAAUUUCUGGGAUUUUAACCCUGACCCUUUGCAAAGGCAUACAUUCUGGACAAUUAUUGUAGGUGGGACUUUCACCUGGCUUGGAAUAUAUGGAAUCAACCAGUCUCAAGUUCAGCGAUACAUUGCCUGCAAAACCCUAUUUCAAGCAAAGCUAUCUCUUUAUAUAAACCUCUUGGGACUAUGGGCAAUUCUUGCAUGUGCAGUGUUGUCUGGAUUAGCAAUGUACUCCAUUUAUAAGGAUUGUGACCCUUGGACAGCAAAAUGUGUUUCAGCACCAGACCAGCUCAUACCAUAUUUGGUAUUGGAUAUUCUACGUGAUUUUCCAGGUGUGCCAGGACUUUUUGUGGCUAGUGCCUAUAGUGGAACAUUAAGUACAGUGUCCUCUAGCAUCAAUGCUUUAGCUGCUGUGACUGUAGAAGACCUCAUUAAACCUUACCUCACAUCACCCACUGAAAAGAAAUUAUCUUGGAUUUCUAUGGGGAUGAGUCUAUUUUAUGGUGGAGUGUGUAUUGCGAUGGCUGCCUUGGCAUCUCUUCUAGGAAGUUUGUUACAGGCAGCUCUCAGUAUAUUUGGCAUGGUUGGUGGACCUCUCCUGGGACUGUUUUCUUUGGGCAUCCUUUGUCCUUUUGCCAAUCCUGUGGGUGCAUUUGUAGGUCUCAUUGGGGGAUUUACAGCGUCCCUUUGGGUUGGAAUUGGAGCUCAGAUUUACCCUCCGCUUCCCAGUACUGCCAUGCCAUUAAAUCUUUCAACUGCAGGCUGCAACAUAAGCACCCUAAGCACAGAAAACUACUGGAAUGUCUCCUUAGAAACUCAAGCUAAUGAGAGACCUGUCCUUGCAGAUUAUUGGUAUUCCUUAUCUUAUCUGUACUUUAGCACAAUUGGAACCCUGGUCACAGUUGCUGUGGGAAUAGUUGUCAGCCUUUCAACAGGAGGGUUACGGCAGACUGUGGAUCGGAAAUUCAUGCUCACCAAAGAAGAUUUUUUGUCUAAUUUCUCAUUUUUGAAACCUAAACAAGAUGAGAAAAUCAAAGUUUUAAACUGGAAACCAUUCCCUGUGACAGAUGAAGGAACUGACAAUCCAGCUUUCAAUCAUAUUGAAAUGGAUUUCACAGAUAAUAAAGAAAAAGUCAACGGUGCUCAUAUAUGAAAAUCACCUUGACUCUUCAUUGAAGUUGGCAGCUACUUGACAUUUAUGCUUAUGAAUGGAGAAUAAAAUUUAACUAAUGACCCCCCCCCCCACACAAAAUAGUCAUUACUACUGUGAGACAUUUUAUUUGCCCACACUAUCCAGGACUUCGGACAAAUCCUACCUGAACUUCACACCAUCUUGAAGGAAGUAAUAUAUUGGACAAUAUGAAAAAAGUGGAAGUACAGUACUAAGAGGCAAAUUUUGGAAAUUAAAAUGUAACUCAAUAUGCAAUGAGAACUGACUUGUGGAUAUGCCUGACCAUUUUACUUACCUACUUCAGGUUGCAGUCCUAUGCACACUUACUUGGGAGUAAGCUUCAAUAAUCGAGUGUUAUGGUAGCAUCUUCCACAAUGUGCUACACUACAGAUUUUGUUGUCUUUUGUAUGUUCUUCCCUCCUUUUCUCUUUUGCAUCCUAUUACAUUCACUCUGCUGUCUUGGUAAACUACUUCUUCCCUCUUUGCCUUGUACUUUCAACCUUUCUGCCAUAAUCCACACAAUUUGAUAUUCUCCAGAUGUCCCCCCUGCAUAGGUGAAAACUGCCCUAAUUCCUCUUAUCAGUGCUGCCAUUACAUAUUUUGCUGUUACAACAUUAGCAUUAAAUGCUUCUAAAAAGAAGUCUAAUUCUUCUUCUUCAUCUUAAGAAAAUAAGCCUUAUUCAUUAAAAUCCCUUUUUAUAACAUUCAUUCUAUUCGUCGACUUCCUCAUUGCCUGACCUCACAAUAAGGUCUACUGUUCCUAAAUCUUAUUUAUAUUUAUAUUUUCCUUGUCUUCGACAUUAAUAAUUGUAUUUUAUAUUUUACUGUGUAAUUUUGGCUACACUUUAUGUCAAAUAUGAUGUGCUUCUCAUUCAAAGUGAAUAUCCGAGCUUCAUUUGAAACUCUCCGGGAUACUGAAUAUUUUGCCCUUCAGUUGUGGUUAGA